UCUCCAUGGUUUUUCUUGGUGGGUCAAAGUUUCAUUCAUGGCUUUCAUGGCAAGAUGGAAGAAACCCCAAAAGGUUGCUCUAAACAAUUGAUGCACAUAGAGGAAGUUUGUGUGCCAUAGGCGCAUGUUAGCUGGAUCCAUGCUGUCUCGUUCAAGUUCAGCUAGUAGUUGCCCAUUAACAUACUUUUAUUUCCUUCGGUUUCUCCGCCAUUCUUGGAGACCAAACAGUGAUCUUCUUAACUCCCACCUCCAUCUUAGGUUUCUCCGCCAUUUUUUGAGACGAAACAGUGAUAAUUAUAAUACCCAUUUCCAUCCUCGUUACAUUGAUCCAGAUUCAAUAACUUCUUUCUCAAUUUGGAGCUCGAAAACCCUUUUGGUGGGAUCUGAAAUGGCAGCUCAACCUCAUCCACCUUGGUCUCUGUUUCAGGAGUCUUUGUUCAGCUCCUCCAUUGCUCGACCUACCAAUUCCUUUGUGGGUCUUGCGAGAUCUUCAAUUGGGACUUCGAAUAUUUAUGGUUCCCAGAAGAGAUUGGCGAAAAGUAGUGACAAGCAUCUAAGAGUAUUGUUUUCAGUCAAGAGUAAUCAACCUUUGGCAGUGGAGGCUUCUAGAGAAAUGACGCAACAAAUGACAAACAAUGAAACAGAGACAUUAGAUGAAGUUGAACAUGGUUUAGAUGUGUUUGCUGACUUGAAACAUAGGUUUUUGAAUUUCAAAAAGCACAAAUACUUGGAAAAUUCAGAGCAUUUUGAACUUCUUGCGAAAGCUCAAGCACCCAAGUUCAUGGUUAUUGCUUGUGCAGACUCUAGAGUAUGUCCUUCUAACAUCCUAGGGUUUCAACCUGGAGAGGCCUUUAUGAUUCGAAAUGUGGCAAAUCUGGUUCCCCCAUUGGAGAGAGGGCCAUCAGAAACUAAUGCUGCGCUUGAAUUUGCUGUAAAUUCACUGGAGGUUAAAAAUAUAUUAGUCAUUGGUCACAGCUGUUGCGGAGGUAUCCGAGCACUGAUGAGUAUGCAAGAUGAAGAAGAUUCAAGCUUGAUAAGAAACUGGGUUGUUAUUGGGAAACCUGCGAGGGCAAGCGCAAAGGCUGCUGCAGCCCACCUCUGCUUUGAUCAGCAAUGUAGUCACUGUGAGAAGGACUCAGUAAAUUGUUCACUAGCGAACUUGCUAACUUACCCAUGGAUAGAAGAACGUGUGCAUAAAGGUUUUCUCUCUAUUCAUGGUGGCUACUAUGACUUCACCAAUUGUUCAUUUGAGAAAUGGACGCUUGAUUACAAGGGAAGCAGUAUAAAAGAGGAAGGAAGCAGACAUGCCAUCAAAGACCAAGCAUUUUGGUGCUGAGAUUUGCAUAUUUGCUUUACAAAUUUUUAUUCAUUACAGCUGUUGGAAGUAAUAAUUGCCUUAUUUUUUUUAUAUAUAAAUAAUAAUACUUCUUGUACUUGAUUAUGCUUUUUUUUUUUUUGGCUGUAUUUGUAUUUGUACUUGUACUUAUAGUUGUGUAGACUUUGGUACCAAGUGUAUUUUAUUCAACAUCUAUUACACAUGGUUAACAAUUGAAUACUACUUAUAAGAAACAUCUCUAUUGGUUUGGGGAUGGAUAAUCUA
Messenger RNA from Macadamia integrifolia, 1600 nucleotides. RefSeq names its product beta carbonic anhydrase 5, chloroplastic. The coding region runs from base 125 to 1336 and encodes 403 amino acids. Lineage: Eukaryota; Viridiplantae; Streptophyta; Magnoliopsida; Proteales; Proteaceae. Gene Ontology annotation, biological process: carbon utilization. The transcript has 9 exons. Gene Ontology annotation, molecular function: carbonate dehydratase activity; zinc ion binding. The record is from RefSeq and is a predicted model, not a curated record.